Messenger RNA from Clupea harengus (Atlantic herring), 5884 nucleotides. It is a transcript of the gene ppp1r10, whose product is annotated as protein phosphatase 1, regulatory subunit 10. Gene Ontology annotation, molecular function: metal ion binding; protein phosphatase 1 binding. The record is from RefSeq and is a predicted model, not a curated record. NCBI's taxonomy places the organism in Eukaryota, Metazoa, Chordata, Actinopteri, Clupeiformes, Clupeidae. Gene Ontology annotation, cellular component: PTW/PP1 phosphatase complex; chromatin; nucleus.
UUAAGGCGAGCGGUAACAUCUUUCAGAAAUCUUACGUUAUGAUUCGAUUUUAGUUUUUCUAUUUUAAAAGUUGAUGUGACGAGCUUUCAAAGUAACGUUAAAUGGUUUGUUUAAAGACCAAAUUCAUGUCUUUGCGCAAGUGGGGGAUGGGCUAAGGCCUGUCCUUGACAAGCGAAGAGGUCAUUUUUCUGAGAGGUGUCGAAGUGGAACUCCAUUUUGUUUUCGUGAAAAUUCACGUACGCGCUUUUCCGAUAGCACACAUGACGUCAAAAUCGUCACCGGGUAUAUAUACUGAGUCCCACCCUUUCUAGAUCAUUCCCUGGAUUUGUCUGAGGUGAGUAAACGUGUUAGGAUUUGUGGUCGGUACGCAUUUUUUGACCAAUAAUACAUUUUCCCUAUUUUUUGUCGUUUUUAGUUCACAUUCCACUUUAAAACCAUCAGAAGAGCCGAAUGUUGCUUUGAGAAGACAACGUUCCAUGUCCGUUGCCGUUUUCCUAACGUGUCGAUUGCUUUUGUUCUUUGUUUCAGGUCUGGCUAACGUUAUCUCAGUGAAGAUCUGGCGUCGAGGAUUUUCAACAGUGUUUGAAGACCAAAACCAAAAAUUCUCAUUAUUUUUUCCUACUCAAGUAAUGGACAUUUGAUUACUACUUUUUGCCUCCAGACUGUUCCAGAAGGAAAACCUAGAGCUUAUCACAAUCCCGCCCAUUAAGCAAUUUUUCAACCAUGAUAUAAAGUCAUGACAGUUUACUUUCUGAAACUGUUAUAACUGAAAGAUUUGUUGCUGUAGCUAAAGCACAAUAUAAUUUAGCUACCCGAGACGCAGAGGAGAGGUAUAAAUAGUAAGUGUUGCCUUUCAAACCGAUUUGAACCUAAAUUUGAAGAAUUAUAGCUAUAUAUAAUAUGUCUUGCCAUAAAUAUAUUUGAGUUACCUAGAAAUAAUCGAAUGUAGCGAGUUAUCUUGCUAGGAUAGCUGGAUUGAGCUAUUUUAAGCAUUUGGUCAUAAUCAGCUAGUGUUAGCAUAUGAGCUCGCACAGCAAAGUCUACAGAGGCUGAGCGCCCUGUGUUUCUUUGUGUGUGAGACUGGUUUGUCAAUUAAAUUAUUUAAUCAUAAUGAAUAUAGUAUAAAUCCAAGAUCGCUGUUCAUAAGCAAUCUGUACAUAAAGAUUGCCAAGAGUUAGACAGGCAGGAAGUGAUUUUAUUUUGAUGUCGCUAAAAAUCUUUUUGAAGGGAGAGCUCAUUGGAACCAAACAACGCAAUCUACACAUAAAGAUUGCAAUACCUGACGAUUAUGGACUUGCAAUCCGAAAGUGGAACGCUAUAAAAUGUCUUUUUUUUUUACUGUGACUUCACAAUGUUUUAAUGUUAGUUUUUGUCAUGCUGGCUAGUUUGUAUUUUCGCGCAGAUUCCGUUUUCGUUGGUUUGUUUUAUCUAGUUAAGGCUAUCCUUAACCGUAUGUCUAAUUUAAACGUUGCAAUCUCAUGAUAAAGAUUGCGGUCAGUGAGAACGUAGGUGUACAGACAAGGGAACUUAGGUUGAGAAGUCUUUGCUUUGCGGUUGUAACGUUAGCUCUAAAAUGGCGGACAGGUUGUCCUUUGUUGAGAACACUCGAGGCAAUGGAGGCUCAGGUUGUUUGACUUCUGGGAUUACAUGAGUCGGAGCCAUCUCCCUGAUAGCUCCACUCGGACCGAAUUCGUUUACUGGAUUUUCUGAUGGACUUUUCCGACCAUUAGUUGUGUUUUGGAGUUAUAGAGGUAGACAACUGCUCGAUGUAACAGCAGUUAAUGUGACGUAUUUUUCCUUCUUCAAAAUGGCGCUCGUGGCUUCAUCAUCCAGCGCUCUCUGGUUGUUUUUACACGACGCCCGCCAUGAAGAGGUUAACAGAGAGGGCUGGCCAUAGAUAGUGCUUCAACGAAUCACUGCGUCAGAGGGCCCCUCCCUGGGCAGCUUGUGUCGACCUGGCUUAUGAAAGCCAGGAUGUGUGACAGAUGGCUAAUACAUCAGACCCCUAUUGCAGCUUGGCUUCAUUAUAAAACAAAGCCUGUGUUAAUGGCGCAUGAAUUGCGUACAAUUCGUAUUUGUUAGUUAAGGCAAUGAAAUUGUCUUGAUCUUUUCAUACUUUAUUGUACUUGCUUUUUACAAUGCAGUGCAUCAGUAUAAGGCGACGAGUGUAGAUUAAUAAUUGGCCUACAAAUUGCCUAACUCUUCUAUUUUGACCCAAGUUUUCUUUCCCUUAGUUGCAUCAUAGACGAGUAGAGGGCGAUUCCUUUAUCACAUGAGCAUUCAUUGAUGUUGAGACAUUUCUUGAAAGUAAAGUCGAUGGUUUUUAAAGCCAUACAUUACAAUGCUUUGUUAGUCUCGUUAACUGUGUGUACAUGUGUAACAGUUGUGACGUUUUCAGGAAUUGUGUUGUAUGUCCCGUGUUUUGGAGUUCGAUUCUGAAUUGUGAGAGUAUAAAAACUUCUACAACCACAGUUAAACGGACGCACCAAUGGCAGUGGGGCCUGUUGACCCGAGGGAGGUGUUGAGAGGUGUGGAGGUGCUCCUGGGGAAGGAUGGGGAGCUGCGCAGCCUUGAGGGAGUUGCCAAAGUCUUCAGUCUCAUGAAGGCAUCUCAUAAGAUGGUCAGCAGAUGCAUGUACCUGAACAUCCUGCUGCAGACCAAGUCCCAUGACAUUCUAAACAGAUUUAUUCGGGUGGGUGGCUACAAGCUGAUGAACUCAUGGCUCACCUACUCAAAGACCACCACCAACACACCACUGCUCCAGCUUAUCCUCCUGACCCUGCAGAAGCUGCCUCUCACCGUGGACCAUCUCAAGCAGAACAACACAGCCAAGCUGGUGAAGCAUUUGAGCAAGAGCGCCGAGACUGAAGAGGUGAGGAAGCUGUCCUCAGUGCUGGUGGAGGGCUGGAUGAACAUCAUCCGUUCCCAGAGUGUGGCGGCCAGCGGGGCUUCCCCUGCAGAUAAGAAGAAAAAGAAAGAAGAGAGCAAAGUUCGACCUGAAGUGAAGGCUACCGAAGCCAAAGCUGCUGCUGCUGCUGCUGCUGCUGCUGCAGAAGAGGAGAAGAAGAAAGACAAGCCCAAGGCUCACGCUCCCAGUCACGCCAAGAUUCGUUCCAUAGGUUUGGAGAUGGACACCCUCGCUCCAAUGCCACCCAAGAAGCUGGCGCCUGCCCUUGUGCUUGGGGACAAAUACAACAUCAAACCAGCGGUACUCAAGAGGCCCAGCCCACCAUUAAGACUCAACUCAUCUCCUUUCUUCAAUCUCAGUGGCUCCCCGCCAGACGCCCCACCCGUGGAGAAGAAGUACAAGCCCCUCAACACCAACUCCACAACCAAGGAGUCCCGUGUCAAACUCAUUCCUGCCCAGCCCAUGGAGUGCACAGGCUUCUUGGAUGCUCUCAACUCGGCCCCGAUUCCCGGCAUCAAGAUCAAGAAGAAGUCGUCCAAGGGCAAGGCCGUGUCCCCCACCUCUAACAAGCCGUCUCCGUUCGAUUCUAAGACCCCCUACCCCAACACGCAGACCAAGCCGUCGUCCCCCGAGGCCGCCGCGUCUCACACCCCUACCGACGAGCCCCAGGAGCUGGAGCAGCCCGGGACGCCUGUGCCAACCGAGGACCCAGAGGCCAUGGACACCUCCACUGACAAGCCCAAUGCGCUGGCAGAGCCCCGUGGCGAUGAAGAGAUCCUGACGAAGAAAGGGAAGAAGAAGAAGAACGUGUCCUGGGCAGAGGAGGAGCAGCUCAAAGAGUACUUCUACUUUGACCUGGACGAGACCGAAAGAGCUUUGUCUGUUUCUUCUCUAGUAAAUGUGAACAAGAUCAAGGACUUUGGCGAGGCGGCCAAGCGCGAGCUGAUGAUGGACAGGCAUACGUUUGAGAUGGCACGGCGGCUGUCCCACGACACCAUGGAGGAGCGCGUGCCCUUCACGCCCCCGCGCCCCCUAAACCUCAUCGGCAACCUGGUGAUCCCGGGCGCCAACAGCACCGAAAGGCAGACCCAGAGAGACCGCGAGAUGGGCAUCCUGCAGGAGAUCUUCCUCAGCAAAGAGAGUGUCCCAGACAGCCCCCAUGAGCCUGAUCCUGAGCCCUAUGAGCCGAUGCCCCCACGCCUUAUCCCUCUGGACGAGGACAGCACCAUGAUGGAGGAGCCCUACGUGGACCAGACCGAAAGUGCUGCACCCUCCGGCCCUCCCCCAGUUGGCCCCGACAGCUCCAAACUGCCCCCCGUCCUGGCCAACCUCAUGGGCAGCAUGGGCAGCAUUGGCAACCUGGGCAACCUGGGCAACCUGGGCAACCUGAGCAACCUGGGCAACCUGAGCAACCUGGGCAACCUGGGCAACCUGGGCCCAAGCAGUCACAGCCCCCAGAUGCAGGGUGCCCCUGCACCACCCGCCAGCAACCCAGCCCUCAACGUCAACGUGCAGGAGCUGCUGACGUCCAUUAUGGGUGCCUCAGGGGGAAACCAGUCAGCAGAGGACCUGAUCAAGCAGCCCGACUUUUCCGACAAGAUCAAGCAGCUGUUGGGCUCUCUGCAGCAGACCCAGAACCAGAACCAGAACAUGCCCAACCAGAACAUGCCCAACAACAUGCCGCCAGUUCCCACUGGUCUUCUUGGCCACGGCCCCGGCAUGAACAUGAACAUGCCCAUGAACAUGCCCAUGAACGGAGGCUACCCGCCCAACAAGCCACCCCCCGGCGGCCCACACUACAACCACCCCCCUCCCCCGCACGGACACGGGCCCCCCUUCAACGCCGGGGGCCCAGGGCCAGGCCCACGCAUGAUGGGGCCCCCUCCCGGCGGACCUGGAGGUCGCGGCGGAGACAACGGCAACUACUGGGGCGACGACUCCAUGCGGGGCGGUCCGCACCGCGGAGGCCACUUCCACCGCGGCCGAGGGCGAGGAGGCGACCAGGGCUUCAGAGGGAGAGGCCGCGGAGGGCCCAGAGGAGGCCACAACAACAUGAACGACAUGUCCAAGAGGCCCGUGUGUCGACACUUCAUGAUGAAGGGCAACUGCCGAUACGAGAACAACUGCGCCUUCUAUCACCCUGGGGUUAACGGGCCACCACUGCCCCCCCAGCACUGACAGUCUAACACAUAACACCCACCCUGCUCCCCUUCCCCACCUGUGAGCACUGUAUGUCCUCGGACACACACACACACACACACACACACACCCUGUGGCCAUUCUGACAGUCCCUCAUUGAUCACUAGGGGGCAGUUGGACUCCAGUCAGAGCCACUGCAGUGAGACACAAUGGCUGCUUCUGUGUGAGUUCCGUAGCUGAAGCCGAGCUGGGAUGACGAUACACACAAACACACCCACACACACACAAAGAGUGAGAGAGAGAGAGACUCCCACAUCCCAGAAAAUGGCCUGUACCUUUGCUAGCUACCACGCUACCUGUUCCAGCGGCCUUGACUAAUGAACACUACUUUCUUCUUCCACGCUUGGUUACGAGGCUUCUGUGAACAUGCUGGCGUGACACACAAAGACUGUCCUGGUGUGACAGACAGACAGACAGACAGUGAGCUGGUCGUCAGUGUGAGGAAAUGCUUUUCCACCUUUCUUUGGUUUCCCCCCACCCCCACCCUAGUCAGUGGAGAUUGUGUCCCUCCUGCCCCUAUGACCACUAAAGUGAACGCAGGCAGUGCUGGUUAUCCUGGACAUCCUGGUCUCUGUCCAGUGUCUGUCCCCCCACUCUCAUUCCAUCUCUUUCCCCCAGGCCUGCUCCCGCCUGGGUCCAUAUGCCCUGUUGCACUUUUCCAGUCCAAAUGAGAGGAGAACAUAUAUAGAUUUUACAGAGUUCUAUUUUUUACUAUUUAACAUUCACAGAUUGAAGUAUUAACCCUUCACUGACCCCCCUUUGUGAACCUAGUGACCC